UUUUGUUGCAGUAUAAUUUAGUCAACAAGUUAAGCCUCAACAUGUCUGAAUCUGACGAAUCGGUGAUUCCAUCCGCAAUGAAUUCAUACGAUUUGUUAGAAAUGGCACCUUCCAGCAGCCCAGACGAUGUCCCAUCUGCUACAAAAUUGAGAGUAACAGACGCAAAAGCAUCAGUGCCCAAUCCUAUAUCUGACUUGAGUUAUGAUCUCAAAAUAAAUUACAACGAAAGCCUGGUGCAGCGCAUUGGUGCUCUUGCAAACACGGAAAUGCUGAGUGAUGUGAAGUUUUUAAUCGGCGAGGAAAAAGCAGAAGUUGUUGCUCAUACGCUAAUCCUCGCACUUUCCAGUCCCGUCUUUACAUCCAUGUUUUACAGCCCCAUGCUCGAGAGAAGAAGUGUCAUUGAAAUACCCGAUUGCAGACCUGAUGCUUUCCAGGCACUUAUUCAAUUCUUGUACAAAGGGGGCUUCGACAAAUCCAGCCGACUUGUGUCAACCUGUGAUGUCGCAUUCACUCUGACCCUCUUGUAUGCGGCGAGGAAAUAUGCGGUCAAAGGGCUCGAAGAUUUGUGUGCCGUGUCGCUGAGCUCAGCGCUAAGUGCUGAAACUGUUUUUGAUAUUCUUAAUGCUUCAAACCUCCACUCGAUGCACGUAUUGGACGCAGAGUGUUGGGAAUUCAUAGAGUUGAACACGGACGCUGUUCUGGAAUUAAACCUUGAAAACAUGGACCUGGACGUACUAACCCUCAUUCUUAAAAAUGAGUCUUUAAAUACGAAGGAAGUCAAACUCUUUGAAUUUGUGAUGAGAUGGUGUGAAAAUGAAUGCCUAGAGCGUAAUUUAGUUCCCACAACAGAAAACAAGUGGGCUGUAGGAGGAAAGUUGUUGGAACUUGUUCGCUUUCCAGCCAUGACUGCCACCGAGUUUGCAGACCACGUCGUCCCCACAGGAAUUCUAGCGGUGGAACAAGUAGCAAAAAUAUUGACCUACAUAAGCACCUCUCCUGAAAACAAAGCGCUCUACACAAUGGAUUUCUGUGCAACUGAAAGAGAACCAAAAUCUGGCUUCCAAUCGUUCCAGUCGAAAGCUAGCUUGGCUGGUCCUCCAUUCGUAACCUUUGAACUUGGACGAAAUGAAAAUGACAACGUUUUGGGGGAAGAACGACCGAGGUCGAGGAGGAGUCGGAGAUCACGGAGGAGGAGUUCUCGAAAUGCAUUGUAGGAACUAAGAAAACGAACAAAUUUUCAAAUGAAAUUUCCAAAAGUUGUACAACAAAUACGUGUCUAUAAUACUGCUAUUAAUAUCUUCGUGGC
Molecule: messenger RNA, 1306 nt
Organism: Folsomia candida
Lineage: Eukaryota; Metazoa; Arthropoda; Collembola; Entomobryomorpha; Isotomidae
Product: BTB/POZ domain-containing protein 2
Exons: 5
Coding region: 42-1214 (390 amino acids)
Molecular function (GO): protein binding
Source: RefSeq, a predicted model, not a curated record